Molecule: messenger RNA, 2331 nt
Organism: Branchiostoma floridae (Florida lancelet)
Lineage: Eukaryota; Metazoa; Chordata; Leptocardii; Amphioxiformes; Branchiostomatidae
Product: signal peptidase complex catalytic subunit SEC11A
Exons: 6
Coding region: 292-831 (179 amino acids)
Cellular component (GO): signal peptidase complex; membrane
Molecular function (GO): serine-type endopeptidase activity
Source: RefSeq, a predicted model, not a curated record
AGGAAUUUGUACUGCCUACCUCUAGAGACUGCUCAGUUAUGGAUACAAUAUCUAAGGGGUGGACAAAGAAAUAUUCAUUUGCGGUAGUAUAAAAGAACCUACAUUUUACAAACUUUUAGAAACACCCCUCCUUGAAAAUGGAGCCGACCGGCCACCAAUGACCAAAAAUCGCAGUAUCACGCGAGAGUUGGUUCGGGAAACGAGACGAGGUAGCGUGUCGUGUACUUCCGGUUCCACCUGGGAGGUGAUUUUCCUUUCUUGUCGACCGUGAGCUGCUCAAACUGCUCCAAGAUGAUGGAUUUCGGCUUCUUGGACGAUGUGCGCCGGAUGAACAAACGGCAGCUGUACUACCAGGUACUGAACUUUGCGAUGAUCGUGUCAUCUGCGCUCAUGAUCUGGAAAGGUCUGAUGGUGGUGACGGGAAGUGAGAGUCCGAUCGUGGUCGUUCUCAGUGGCAGUAUGGAACCAGCCUUCCACAGAGGGGACCUGCUGUUCCUCACUAACUACCAGGAAGAUCCCAUUCGUGUGGGGGAGAUCGUAGUCUUCAAAGUGGAGGGACGGGACAUUCCAAUUGUACACAGGGUCAUCAAGCUGCAUGAAAAGGAAGACGGCACUGUGAAGUUCCUGACAAAAGGUGAUAACAACUCUGUGGAUGACCGAGGCCUGUAUGCACCAGGACAGCUCUGGCUCCACAGGAAAGAUGUAGUGGGUAGAGCUAGGGGGUUUGUGCCUUAUGUUGGGAUAGUCACCAUCUUAAUGAAUGACUAUCCAAAAUUCAAGUAUGCCAUCUUAGCCUGUUUAGGUGCGUUCGUGCUCAUACACCGAGAAUAACACCAGGAGAAAAGUUGGCUGUAAGCAUUCCCUAACAAGUGUUAACAAGUGCAGUAGGAGAUUUCAAACUUUGUACAGCCAUAAGACAUCAUAAAAAUAACAUGGUUCUGACAUGAACUCAUGAAAAGUGGUCAUUAUUUUCAUAAAUGGCAUGGAAAGUUAACUUUUAUUGCAAAUGUUCUCCAUAGCCAAGUUGUAAACUUGUUCACAAUCUCAUAUUAGUGUUUGGACUCUAAACAGGUUUGAAAUCAAGCUUUAACUGAUGUUGAAAAAAGGUUGUAAAGGAACAACAUUGAAAGUGAUUUCACGGUGCAGUAGUCAGGAAAAUUGUCAUGUCAUGGCUCAGUCAGAUGAAGAAAAUAGACGUAGUUCCUUGUUUGAGUGUACUUGUACAGGCAAUAAGUAAGAAGGUGGUAGUACCAUUAAGGUUUUCACAACAAUGAAGCACCCAUUUUGAAGUUUUUUCUUUGCAGUACAAUAUAUUGAAGACAUUUAUAACUUCACAAAAUGAUGAUCAUUUAAUAAAACCUUGCUUUACUCAAUGUUGUGCUCAAAGUCGAGAUUUCCAGUGCAUGUAGUUUCUAUGGAUACCGUAGGCAAAGAUGACCAGAAUUAUUCUGUAUGGACCAAUCAAAAUGACCAAUUGCAGGCAAUAUUACAAACUGAUUGGUCAUUCACAUGUAUGUCCCAGAGACAAAUUAGUAACAGAAACAGGAUUGGUCCAUUUGAAGUGUUGAUAUUAUGCUGUUGUCAUGUGCACUGUUACUCCAAGUCCAAGUGUGAAAGGAAAAUUGCCAAAAAAAAUGAGACAGGUGUAUUAAUAGACUUAUCAUCAGAAGUACUCAGUAUUUUUCUUGUCUCAACUUGAAAGAGAUGUUGUUGAUGACUGUUUUAAUCACAGGUGUAUUAUUUUGCUCUUGUCUUUUUGUAUCAAUGCUGAAAGGCUUGAUUUUUGCCAUGUUUCAGUUCUAAGUGCUUGCACAAUAUACUAGUAAUCAGACAAGCUUUUCAGUGCAUGUAGUAUACAGUUCUCGCACAGCUACAUGUAUCUUGAAACUGGAAAACCAAAAAGCAUACAGAAAUGCCUGAGAUUUCACCAACUUGGGACAAGAACAGAAAUACAAUCCAUUUGGGAUAACAUUACCUUAAGUCCUUAACUAUAAUCACGUCAACUCCAAAUAUCUGGACAUAUGUUGUGUAGAUGUAUUUGUAACAUCAUUGCAAACAUUGAAUGUUGUAACAAGUAACAAUGUUGUAGACUGUGCCAGAAUAAGUCAGUUCAGUUCACUAUAUAUUCACAAUCUACAUAUAUUUGAAGCUCCCACCAAAUUAGGGUUAUGUAAAAGUAUGAAAGAUCUUAAUGUUUUUCAUAAAAUUUAUUCAUUCUAUGAUGAGCGUGAUAAAAUAUCUUAUUGUAGACAUUAGCUCUGUUGGCGAGUAAGACACCUAUGGCCAUUGGAACCCUGCGAAUGUUUAUUAACAAUUUCUGAAGGAAAAGCA